This is a messenger RNA of Fusarium tjaetaba, 3141 nucleotides long. RefSeq names its product nicotinamide mononucleotide permease. NCBI's taxonomy places the organism in Eukaryota, Fungi, Ascomycota, Sordariomycetes, Hypocreales, Nectriaceae. The coding region runs from base 1 to 3141 and encodes 1046 amino acids. The record is from RefSeq and is a predicted model, not a curated record. The transcript has 8 exons. Gene Ontology annotation, cellular component: membrane. Gene Ontology annotation, biological process: transmembrane transport. Gene Ontology annotation, molecular function: transmembrane transporter activity.
AUGGCACAUUCUGAUGAAGUUCGUCUGUCAGACCCCAAGAACGAUGUGGACCUCCACAUUGACUCAGCCGAUUCGGAUUCUUCCAAGUCAAUACCCUCAACCAAGGUAAACCCUUUCAUCUCUACACUUCCCGUCGCUGCUCCAGAAGAACCUCGAAGUUGGUGGCAGCGACGGCCUAAACAAGAUGGAGAGGCUAUUGCAACCCGUCGGUCCGUCUUUGACGAUCCGGACAUGGCAAGGCGCUACCAGCCACGAUCUGACUGGGAGAAUCUGCAUCGAUUUGAUCCUUCCGAAAGGUGGACUUUCAAUGAGGAGCGCAAGGUCGUUCGAAAGAUCGAUAAACGGAUCAUGAUAUUCGCUUGCGUCAUGUUCAUGGCUCUUGAGCUGGAUCGAUCGAAUUUGUCUCAAGCUGUCUCGGAUAACUUUCUGCCAGACCUGAAGAUGGAUACCAAUGAUUACAACCUUGGAAACACCGUCUUCAAGUUGUCUUUCUUGUGUGCCGAACUUCCCUCACAGCUUGUCAGCAAGUACCUCGGACCUGACCGUUGGAUUCCGAUGCAGUUGUGCCUCUGGAGUCUUGUCUCUGCGGGCCAGUUCUGGUUGGACGGAAGGGCUUCGUUUCUGGCAUGCCGUGCUUUGCUGGCCAUCUUCCAGGGCGGGUUUAUUCCAGAUACGAUCCUAUACCUGAGUUAUUUCUACACUGCGAGUGAACUCACUGUUCGUCUGGCCUUCUUCUGGACAGCGUACAACGUCGCCGAUAUCAUCAGUGGCUUUCUCGGAGCAGGCUUCCUUCAACUACGAGGAUGGCACGGGUACGAGGGCUGGAGAUGGCUGUUCCUGUUUGAGGGCCUGCUGACGCUCGCGGUUGGCAUUUCCGCAUGGUUUCUCAUGCCUGCUGGACCCACUCAAACCUCAGGCAUUCUCCGUGGUAAGGACGGUUGGUUCACUGAGCGAGAGGAGCGCAUUAUGGUGAACCGAGUCAUCCGUGACGAUCCUAGCAAGGGCGACAUGCAUAAUCGCCAGCCAAUCACUCCGAAGUUGCUAUGGGCGUCCCUCAAGGACUACGACCUCUGGCCGAUCUAUGCCAUCGGUUUGACAUUCUUGAUACCAGCCACGCCGCCCGCCCAAUACUUCACCUUGACCCUUCGUGGCCUUGGCUUCAACGUUCUUGUCACCAAUCUUUUGACCAUUCCGCAUACGAUCCUUUCCAUUGGCGGCUUGCUACUGAUCUCGUACCUUGCUGAGAAAUGGAAUGAGAGAUCUCUGCUCGGCCUAGCUGUUCAGAUCUGGAAACUUCCGUUCAUGAUCUAUCUGUACGUCGUGGACAUGAGUACAGUCAAUAGAUGGGUCUCGUUCGCCGUGUUGACACUGUUGCUUGGUUCUCCAACUGCCCAUCCAAUUCAAGUCAGUUGGAAUUCACGUAACUCUAAUACCGUUCGUCUGAGGACAGUCUCGGCAGCUGUUUACAACAUGUCCGUUCAGUCUGCCGGUAUUAUCGCAUCUAAUGUCUACCGCAAAGACGAUGCACCGAGAUACCGGGAAGGAAACAAGAAUCUGUUGGCGAUCAUUGCGCUCAACAUCACGUUGUACCUGUUGACCAGAGCCUACUACAUCUGGAGAAACAAGAGCCGGGAUAAGAUUUGGGAUGCCAUGGACGAUGAACAGAAGAAGCAUUAUCUUGACAACACAAAGGAUAAAGGCAACAAGCGACUGGACUUUCGUCUCUCAGAUCUAAACCAGAAAAACUUCAUCUAUGUUUCCCCUUCUACCCCCAGACCAGGCCCAUCAAAGGCUGCAUCGCCUCCCCCAGAUCAGGACAUCGAUGAGUCAGAAUGGAUAACAACUUCUCCAGUUGAGGAACCUGAGUCUUCUCAACUUGUUGUCAGCCAACGGCAAAUGUCAAUGCCCCCUCUAACACCGUCCGUCGAGUUCUUCGGUCAUCUGUCACCCUUGCAUCGAUCAGGCCUACAGUACUUCACCGAGAGGACCGUCAAAGUUCUUGCACCACAUCCUCAGAUCUUUGAUGAGUUAUGCGAACUCAUCUUGCCAAUGGCAGUCUUCAAUGAGCCUUUACUGCAGGGCAUCGUUGCGCUGGCGGCUACUCACCGACUUGCGACAUGUAAAACAAGCGAAGAACAGUCCUCACAGGCGCUCAUCGUCGCUGGCUUUCAAGCUCUCAGUUCCAGAUCCCUUUGCCAGAAGCUUUCUGAGUGUGAUGAAGAUCAACAACUCAUUCCAUUGCUGGCCGCAUCAAGAGCACUCUUCGUUUGCGAAGUCUUCGCCAGUGAGCCCAGUCCGGAUCGAUGGAGCGUUCACUUCCGCGGGGCGCGUGGGCUUAUUUCUCGAAUCCACGAUAAGGGUCUUUCCCACAACCCGGCGGAUGAAUUGCGAUUUUUACUAAGAUGGUUCGACAUGACCGAAUCGCUGGUCUGUCUUUCGAUGGGUGAUCUCGCCCCACAACAGUCGGCUAUCCCCUCACCAACAACACUCGCAUCAGACACAGAUGACGAGCCUGUAUACAUUGAUAUGUAUCUUUCGCGCACAAAGGACCUGCUUGGGGUGUUCAAAGAGAUUGCAAGACUAAGCCGAAUCAAAAAUGGUGAAACAACGUCAGGGACUUCAUCACAAGGCGGGCAAGUUGAAGCUGAGGUCUGGUGGUUACUCAACUAUCUACAGUCCAUCAUCGACCGAGAUCAAGCGAAUCCUCCGCCAGUCAUGUCAAUACGUGGUCGCGUUCUAUCUGUUGCCGAAGUCCACGAAUACCGCUUAUCGAAUCAGAUAUGGCAGCUCACAGGUCUGCUACUCAUCCACCGACGCUUACGCCAUGAGAGAAGAUCAUCUCCUCUCGUCCAGAACCUUGUCAAUCAGAUUCUCGAAUGCGCAGAGCGUUUGACGCUACGAGAUGGACUCACACCAGUCACUCUACUUACUCCGCCCUUGUUCUUUGCGGGUUGCGAUGCGCUUGGUGAUGAUAGGCCCAGGAUAAAGACUUCGUUGCAAGGCGUCUCAACUGCGCUUGGGCUGCUGAAUACGCAGCGAGCCUUGGAAAUACUCGAACAAUACUGGAAAGCUGAUCCAGGUGUCGAUGAUGAUCUGGCCGAUCGGUCGUGGCCUAAAAUCAGUCAAUUUCUACCGUACUAA